UCAGCCAUACAGCACGCGCUCAUACAGUGGUAUCACCAACACCAACGCGUGUUGCCUUGGCGGCAGCCAUCGGUACGCAGGUCCGCUGAAAGCAUGACUCACGGUCAAGACUCAAAUACCAUGGCUUAUGCCGUGUGGAUCAGCGAGGUCAUGUGCCAACAAACCCAGAUCUCUGUGGUCACCGACUAUUUUGAACGCUGGAUUGCCAAAUGGCCCACCGUUCAGGCGCUGGCGGCGGCUCAAUUGUCAGACGUGCACCAGGCUUGGGCCGGCUUGGGCUACUAUUCCCGCGCCACCCGAUUGCACGAAGCUGCACAAUACAUCGUGAAUCAGCUGGAUGGCUCUUUUCCGACGGUGGCUCGCCUGAUCUUUUGCUGGCCGCCAGGCGUGGGUCCGUACACGGCUUCGGCCGUGGCCUCCAUUGUGUUUGCCAAGCGCGUAGGGGUGGUGGACGGCAAUGUCAAUCGUGUCCUCAGCCGUCUCGGAGGCAUCGCUGUGCCGCUAACACAAGAUGCAGCCAAAAAGUGGAUGUGGCGUCAGGCUGAUACGCUCGCCGACCACGCAGCGCCGGGUCAGAUCAAUCAAGCCAUGAUGGAGCUGGGGGCCUUGAUUUGCACCCCCAAGUCUCCACAAUGCCACGCUUGCCCCUUGGCAGAACAUUGC
This is a messenger RNA of Monosiga brevicollis MX1, 663 nucleotides long. RefSeq lists its product as uncharacterized. Gene Ontology annotation, biological process: mismatch repair; base-excision repair. The transcript has 6 exons. Gene Ontology annotation, molecular function: oxidized purine DNA binding; 4 iron, 4 sulfur cluster binding; 8-oxo-7,8-dihydroguanine DNA N-glycosylase activity. Gene Ontology annotation, cellular component: nucleus. The annotation marks the transcript as partial. The record is from RefSeq and is a predicted model, not a curated record. NCBI's taxonomy places the organism in Eukaryota, Choanoflagellata, Craspedida, Salpingoecidae.